CCGGGCUGCUGGGGAGGGGGACGGGGCGGCCUCUCUCUCCUCCCUCCUUCCAACCACUUGUUUAGCCGCAGAAGCGGCAGUGCCCAGCGCAGAGCUAGAAAGGAGGUUGUCGACCUACGAAGAUCUCCUCCCGGGAAGGAACGGAGGCGUUGGGGCCCCAGGCAUAUCCGGAGAGGUAGACAUCGCGAGCCCCGAGUUCUGGAUCCUGGGGUGAGGAGCCUUGGACGCUGCUGCCUUACAGGUGUGUGUCACCUCCAGAGCUGACAGCCUCGCCUCAAUCGCGAGCGGGUCCCCAGGAAAUCCACGCCCUCGGAAUGUUCAGAGCCAGUCUCUGAACCUUUAGGUUCCGCCCCCUAGGCUCGCUCACCGCGCUCUAGACCACGCCCCCACACAUCAAACCACGCCCCGGAGCCACGACCACGCCCACACCACAGGAAUCCGAAGCGGCCAUGGGGACACCCAGCACCCUAGAGGAGGGCUCCUCGUCGUCGCAGGUUUCGGAAUGCGCCGUCGAAGUCCAGCCUCAAGGGACCGUGCAGCCUCAGGGGCACCCCGAGGAUCCCCAAGAGCACAAGGAGCCCGAGGUCCCAGCGGAGCUCCCAAGCUGCCAGGGAGCUGGGCGGCAGGCCGAGGAAGAGGAAGAAGUGGAAGAAGGUAGCAGCACCGAGAGCUGCCGCGAAGAGCCGGAGGCUACGCCUGCCACGCAGAUUCCAGCCACACCUUCCCCAUGCCUCCCUUCUGGGGAAGAGCUGCGGGGGGCGGCGCGGAGGCUUCGAGGACAGCAGCUGGAGGCACUGACUCGCGUGGCUCUGAUGGAGCAGCGGGUGAAGGAGUUACAGCGCCAGAAGAAGGAAUUGAGGAUCGAGAUGGAGGUGGAGGUGGCCCUGCUCCGAGGUGAGCUGGCAGGGGAACGAGUGGCCGCUCGCCGGGAGGAGGAGCAGCUGCGGGAGCUGCUGGGCCAGCGGGUGGAGACCCAGCAAAGCAGCCAAGAACAGCAGGAGCAGGAGCAGAGGCAGCUGAGCCAGGAGCGGGAUCAUGUGGAGAGUCUUCGCCAGAGACUUAGGGAGGCCCAAGGACAGCUGGAUUCACAGCCGGAGGACCAGAGAGAGCGGCUCUCACAAGGGGUACAAGAGAUCAGAGAGCAGCUGGAUGCAGCCCAACGUACCUAUGAGGAUCUGGAGUUCCAGCAGCUGGAGCACGAGAGCCGCGUGGAGGAGGAACGGGAAAGCCCUGACGUCCCAGCUCCGAACUCCAAGGUUCGGGAACUUCAGGCCAGUGUGGCCCAGCACAGGCGCCGCAUCCAGGUCUUGGAGGAACAGCUCAGGUCUCUGGGGGAGCAGAUGGCUGCCGAGAGCUGGGGGCUGAGCAGGAAGAAGGAGGAGGCUGUUCAGGCUCUUACACAGGAACGGAGCCGGCUGUUCGAGCUCAAUUGCCUGCAGGGAACUUGUGGUGGGGACUUCUCUGAGCCCGACCAAGCACUCACCAAGCUGCUGUUCACACAGAAGACCGACCGUCAGCUGCUGGUGCUGCAGGACCCCACUGCUCAUGCUGCCGCCAGCUCCACCUCUUCCUGCCUCUUCUCCGUGCACAGCUCCCUGCAGGGGUCGAUUGGCCUCCAGAGGACUGGAAGCCUGCCCCGGAGGAGGGGAGACAGGGCCAGCCAGAGGGGAUCCUCCCGACCUUUGUCUCUCCACUGUACAGGUGAGGACCCUUCUGUUCCCCUCCUGCCCCCACCCUCAGCCAUCCUGGGCAGAGGAUGGAAAAAUUGCUUGGGUGUAACCAUCAUAUCUCUACUUUGUUCACCUAGACACUCAGUGCUUCACCCAGACAUUGCACACAUGGAGCGACUCCUGAAGCAGGCUGUGGCUGAGAGGGAACGGCUGCUCAAGGCUAGGGAAGGGAUGAGAAGCCGAGAAAGUUCCAGCCCUACAGUUCCGGCCAUUAUGGCCCCGCCCCCGCCCCCACCCCCACCACGCCCUCCAAGUCCCCAGGUCCUGGACCUCCCACAGCACCUGGAACGCUGGGGCCACAAUCCGGAAAGCUGCCCCCACUUGCGGGUGUCCGGGGGCUGCUGUCGUGGGCCCCUGGUGAAGAUGGGCGGCCGCAUCAAAACAUGGAGGAAACGCUGGUUUUGCUUUGACCAGCAGGCGCGCCGUCUGGCUUACUAUGCAGACAAGGAAGAGACCAAGCUCAAAGGUGUCAUCUACUUCCAGGCCAUUGAGGAAGUGUACUAUGACCACUUACGCUGUGCCUUCAAGAGCCCCAGCCCUCGCCUGACCUUCUGUGUCAAGACCUACGAACGCCUUUUCUACAUGGUGGCGCCCAGCCCGGAAGCCAUGCGGAUUUGGAUGGACGUCAUCGUGACAGCUGCGGACGAAAACCACGCCCCCUGACCCCCUGAGCGGCCCCGCCCUCUGAGAAGGGCGGUCCCCGCGAGCUGCGUCCCUAGACGCACCUUCCGGCCUCCGAGGCCCCGCCCACUGCAGGCCGCUCUCGGCCCCGCCCCUUCGCCCUUCUGGGAUCUCUGCAGCCGCUCCAGCUCAGCUGGCCUGAGCCACGGGGGUCUGGGCUGCCGGCGACAGCAUCGCCAGGCCCUGGAGGCCCCGCUUGGGGGCAGGAGGAAGAUGACAGGGGCGGAAGGAACUAUUUAUUGGUGCUCCUCUGAUACUGAAUUAAACACGGUGAAAAAAAACAGG
Molecule: messenger RNA, 2696 nt
Organism: Mastomys coucha (southern multimammate mouse)
Lineage: Eukaryota; Metazoa; Chordata; Mammalia; Rodentia; Muridae
Gene: Phldb3
Product: pleckstrin homology like domain family B member 3
Exons: 15
Coding region: 450-2393 (647 amino acids)
Source: RefSeq, a predicted model, not a curated record